GUACAUACUGGGCGGAGCCACCGAUUUUCACUUCCUAGAUGCACACUGCUAACACUGCUGCACAAUGAAAAUACUUAAUUUCUUAAGCUUAUUUUCCACAUACCUGUUAGCGGAAAGCCUCAACAUCGAGGACAACGCGGGGCAGUUCUUUAGCAGUGGUCAUACUAACAACUGGGCUGUUCUGGUGUGCACAUCCAGAUUCUGGUUCAACUACCGUCAUGUGGCCAAUACUCUGUCUGUGUAUAGAAGUGUUAAGAGGCUGGGCAUCCCUGACAGCCACAUAGUUCUGAUGCUGGCUGAUGAUAUGGCAUGCAACCACAGAAACCCCAAACCUGCCACAGUGUUUAGCCACAAGAACAUGGAGCUGAAUGUGUAUGGUGACGAUGUGGAGGUGGACUACAGAGGAUACGAGGUAACCGUGGAGAACUUCUUGCGGGUUUUGACAGGAAGGCUUCCACCCAGCACUCCACGCUCCAAACGCCUCCUCUCUGAUGACCGCAGCAACAUCCUCAUAUACUUGACAGGCCAUGGCGGGAAUGGUUUCCUGAAGUUCCAGGACUCUGAGGAGAUUAGUAAUGUGGAACUGGCUGAUGCUUUUGAGCAGAUGUGGCAGAAAAGAAGGUACAAUGAGCUGCUCUUCAUCAUUGACACCUGUCAGGGUGCCUCCAUGUAUGAGAGGUUCUACUCUCCGAACCUCAUGGCUCUGGCCAGCAGUCAAGUUGGAGAAGACUCCCUGUCGCACCAGCCAGAUUUGGCCAUCGGAGUCCAUUUGAUGGACCGUUACACCUUCUACCUGCUGGAGUUCCUGGAGGACAUCCAUCCUGCGAGCAAAACCAACAUGAAUGACCUGUUCAAAGUGUGUCCCAAGAGUCAAUGCGUGUCCACUCCGGGCCACCGUACCGACCUGUUCCUGAGGGACCCAGGAAGUGUCCUCAUCACAGAUUUCUUUGGUAGCGUCCGCAAAGUGGAGAUCACCAUGGAGACUAUCAACCUGACUAAUCCCAUCGAGCAAUUGGAAGAGAAUGCUGUGAAUGGAGAGCUGCAAAAAGAGAUGCACUCAUAUGCAGACCAGCUGCCAGUUUCUGAGAUCAUCCAUCAGAAACCAAAGCAGAAAGACUGGCAUCCUCCUGAUGGCUUCAUCCUGGGCCUGUGGACUCUAAUCCUCCUGGUGUUUUUCAAGACCUACGGCGUAAGGCACCUCAAACACAUCUUCUGAGGCCUCAGCAUUUACGCUGCCGGAUACCCGAUGACUUGAAGCUGCAGACCUGAAGAGGGAAGGUGCAGUUUGUGACCGGCUUAUUUUCCUGAAAAUACAAAGAAGAUGUAUGGCACCACAACGGCUUGUCCAGAUACUGUGUGAUGCUGUUGGUGCCUUUUUGUUUUCUUUUUUUUUUUUUUUUUAACUUUUACUUUGGGAUGACUGCUCUCCAUUGGUGAAAUGUAAACAUUGGUGAAUUAUUUCAUUUGUGACAAGGAAGAAGGGACAAAUACUUCAAAGUGGUGAAUCAAAUAUGCAAAGCCCCUCCUCUGCAUGAGCAUACCACUAGCGGUACUGCCAUUUUAAACAGUUUUCUUAACUGUGUCUUUUUGAAGGACUGAAACUUUUUUUUUUUUUUUUUGUGUCAAAAGUUCUGUUUUGUCAAGCCAUUGCAUAAUCGAGUUGAUUUGGUUAUAAAUGCACUGAAUUGAGUCUGCAGAUAAGAAUUUAAUUUAUUUUCAAGAGCACGCUGCUCUGCAUAUUUCAGCAGCAGCGUUUUUGUUUAAGUGCUACUCAGAACGUCCGCUCGGUCAGAAAAGGAAAAUGUGGGAUGAGGGCAGGCUGAUUGGCUGUGAGUGGGCCGUGGAGAGAUUACUAUUUAAUGUCUCCCCUGUCCAUAUACAUUACACCCCUUGACCGUCAUAUCACGCUUGUGAAGGAUAACAAUCGCACAUAAUCCCAUCUCGCAUGAUGGACCCAUCCACUUUCCCAUUCACCAAAUUGCCCUCCCUGUGGAAACAUCCAUUAGCUCCCCAGCCUUGUACUCCGCUGAUUGUAUUUCUGGGUGAUGGACAGCUAUUUCCCCGGCCAUUCUGCGUCUCGCGCUACAGCAGCGAUAAGUGAGUGAUAACCUAGUAAGCUGCCGGCUGUCCCAGAUGAAUCUUGUCUAUGCUGGGACGUGUUUUCCACUUCUUCUUUUUUUUUUUUCUCUCUCUUCUCUGCCUUUCUCUUUAUGUGCAACCACUCUGCAUUAGGCUCAUUGUUGGGGGGGGGGGGACCGCUGGUAGUUUAUCUUUGCUCCUUGGCGCGAGGGCCCACCCAUCGGGUGCGCGCCGCCACUCUCCCUCGCGUCUGAAGUGGAAAAUAGAUGGAGUUAGAAAUGAAACCAUAAGUAUCGGAAGGCAGCUGCUGUGUCAGCCCCAUCUACCUUUUCUUAUACAUAAUUUAUGCAACACUUAUUUCUUCUUUCUCCUUUUUCCGUCCCGUUUUCUUACUUCUUGUAAUCGCAUUCCUCCUGCUCUUCUUUAUGAGCCUGCAAGCACAAUUUAUUUCCGCAAUUGGUAGGAUUUUUGAUGCUCCGAUUAAAGAUUAAACACGGAAUCAAAAGGAAUACAUUUGUCUUUAACUACCUUUUUUUGAAAGAUAUUGAGCUUCCUUAAUUACUCUGUAAUGCUGUUUAAAGUCGAGAUCUGCUUUUACAGUUACAUCCUUGAAGGUAUGCCUGGCAGAGCUGAUAGUCUAAUCUUAUUUUAUACCACAAAGACAUCCUUGAAAUCGGUGCCGCUUGAGUUGACUUACACACCUGCUCUGUUGUUCUCUUACUGGAAACAUUUCAAACAAUCCAGGGAGAUUUUUAAAAGCAGUUUCCUUCCCCUUCCAGUCUUGCAUUUCAAAAAGACAUAGCAACCAGUGCAUUCAAACCUCAAUAUGCAAUCAGUGUGUAAACCAGGCUGGCAGCAGAUACAAUGAAAAUUAAAGCCAGCCUAUCUCAGAUGGAUUUGUUUGUUUUUAAACCCACUUCAAAAUUGACUUGAUCUCCUCCUGAGCCUCUCGUUCCUACUUUGGCACCGCCAGAUGGAAUUGAAUGCACUCCACCUUCCCGCAUGGUGAUAUACUUUCCCUUCUCCUCUGUCACUAUGGUUUCUUUAUGAUAAUAAAGAUCAGUGUCAUCCUUCACACCUGACUUAGAUGGAGAGAAACCAGUCACAGGACAAUAUUAGAGCAGCCAUCUCCACAGAGGAAGAGAGAUUUCAGGCUGAAGCGUCAGGCAGGAUGAUCUGAAUAUGUCACACAGGUUGUUCAAACGAUGAGCAGUGUCGCUGUUCGCUGGUGAGCGCACACGUAUGCUGUGUGUCUUUUUAGAACUGGAGCGUCGACAUUAGCCCCAUGUGGCAGCUUGCUAAAUUUAAUGAUUUACGCACAAACACACACAAGCGCACACAUGGUGUUUGGAGACAGCGUGUGCGCCUGACAGGUUGUCCAAUUUCCAUGGAAACUCUGGAUUUCCCACUGCUUGACUGUCAGUGAGCCUUUGUAAUGUCAAUCAAUCUCCGGAAUGAUAAUAGUAAUUUUAGCAGUGACAGAUUUUCAUUCUCAUCUGCAACAAUAGCUGUGGCAUAAAUCACCGUCAGCAGCACUUGCUUCCUGUAUUUUAUAUUUAACAUGUGGCUUUUUCUUAAACUUUGAGUAAGAGGACAAAAAUAAAGGAGAGGAGAGGAGAGCUGACACUCUGGAGGUGGCUUGGGCAGAAAGCCCAGUAAUAAAUAUGAACAGCUUCCUCUUCUCUGUCCAGA
Molecule: messenger RNA, 3771 nt
Organism: Seriola aureovittata
Lineage: Eukaryota; Metazoa; Chordata; Actinopteri; Carangiformes; Carangidae
Gene: pigk
Product: phosphatidylinositol glycan anchor biosynthesis, class K
Exons: 11
Coding region: 65-1216 (383 amino acids)
Biological process (GO): attachment of GPI anchor to protein; proteolysis; protein localization to cell surface
Cellular component (GO): GPI-anchor transamidase complex
Molecular function (GO): GPI-anchor transamidase activity
Source: RefSeq, a predicted model, not a curated record